CGAGUUGGGUCUGUCCCUCGUAUCCUCCCCCAGCACUUCGCCGCGCUGUGAUUGUGAUCUACGAAAUUAAUCCUUAAUCCUCACUAAUCAUCUAUGGAAAUAAAAACCCUCUUUAUUAAUAGUAAUGUUAAGGAUUUUAUAACAAUAUGUGAUGGAUUAGGAUAAGAUUUGAGGUCUUUUUUUUAUGAUAGUUGGAGAGAUUAUUUUUAAUUAUUUUUUUUUUUGGUAAUUUUUUUGGUUUAGAAAAGAAAAUAUUGGUUGACCAAGAUGUUAGGACGGACAUACCUCAUCGUGUUGCUGGUUGAAGCUUCUCUACUGAUCAACGAGACUUACAGUGCAGACGACCUACCGCGCUUCGGGUCACAUGAUCAGCUGGAGGUGAGGGCAGCGGUGGGGAGGGACGCUAUCUUCAAAUGUACUGUUCACAACAUCAUGCACUACCAGACGGCGUGGUUGGAGAUGAAGAAAGGUAUCGUCUUUGCUAUGGGUGACGACGUGUUCACAGAAAACCCCCGGAUCACCGUUCACCAUUCCUUUAAGGUGAACGGUGAACAGGCUUGGAUUCUCACCAUUAAGAACGUCCAGAUGAACGACGCGGGACGGUACAUGUGCUCCCUCAAUACUGCCGUCAGUCUCAGGAAGUUCUACCGUCUGUCUGUUGUAGUUCCGCCCAAGAUCAUAGACUCCAACACGAGCCAAGACACAGAGGUGAAGGAGGGGGAGGAGGUGAGGCUUAUCUGUGGGGCUACAGGAACCCCUCAGCCGACCUACAAGUGGAGACGUGAAGACUCUAAACUCAUCGAUGUCUCCGGUAAUACAGAUCUGCUGGUGGACGGGAGUGAGCUGUUGUUUGAGCCAGGAUCUGAGAUAACACGCCGGAGCCUACCUGUAUAUCGCCUCCAACGGUGUCCUGCCAACUGUCAGCAAGAGGAUUAUGAUCAGUGUCAGUGUCAGUUAUGA
Homarus americanus (American lobster) is the source of this 960-nucleotide messenger RNA. Its product is annotated as neuronal growth regulator 1-like. NCBI's taxonomy places the organism in Eukaryota, Metazoa, Arthropoda, Malacostraca, Decapoda, Nephropidae. The transcript is spliced from 5 exons. The coding region runs from base 268 to 960 and encodes 230 amino acids. Gene Ontology annotation, cellular component: neuron projection. The record is from RefSeq and is a predicted model, not a curated record.